GUACAAUAAUGGUCGGUUUAGACUCUUAUUCACUCAUAUAGAAAAUUUAUUUUUGCUUCCUUUUUGCUUAUUUUAUGAAAAAAAAACAUUCAAGACGAAAAUGGGGAGAUGUCAUAUUAUAUAUGUGCUUUCCCUUGGAUUUGUAGCUGCUCUGAAUACUGAAGCAGCAAUAUCACCCCUGGAUAAAAUAUAUACGGCUUCUGUUGAUACUGACUUGACAAUUCCUUGGAGUUUUGAUCAUGAAGCAGACAUGAGUUUAGUUGUUUGGUCCCAUACAUCCAUGGCUACAACUACAACAGUCAUGUCUAAAUCUGGAACUAAUGCUCCUAUAGUUUUCAAUAACUUUAAUAUUGAACAUGUUAAUAAUGGAGAAGUCAAAUUGAGGUCAGUUACAAUGGACAAUGCAGGCAUAUAUUAUUGUUUAGUGUCUUAUUCAGUCGCUGCAGGAUACCCAACAGUAACUGGAACUGCUACAAUCUCUAUUGAAGCCCAGACGACCACAGUAUCAGUUACAGUAUUUGAAAGUGAUGACGUUACAUUUGCCUGUACUUUGACAGGAAGUUUCACUUUACCAGAAUGGAAAGGUCCACCACAGUUAAUGAAAUAUACAAACCAGGAUGAUACCUCUGAAACAAUAAGUCCUCAGGCGCCCGCUGCAGGCAGAUUGCAAUAUGCAAGUACAAAAUGUAAUAAAAAAGAUUUGAUUCUAUCAAAUGCACAAAUAAGUGAUUCCGGCGACUACAGUUGUUCGUAUAAAGCAUUAGGACCGCAGACAGUUGCAGCAGCAAUCGCAACUUGGGCGCAUUGUCGUACAGGAGCAGAACGCCUUGAGUCAGUUUCUCCCUCCUUUUAUGCGCAACUUCUUGACGCAGACGUCAGAAUUCGUCUGGAUAAUGGUACGACCUUGCUCAAGAUAGUCAAUGAUGAUUAG
This is a messenger RNA of Ruditapes philippinarum (Manila clam), 931 nucleotides long. RefSeq lists its product as uncharacterized. Lineage: Eukaryota; Metazoa; Mollusca; Bivalvia; Venerida; Veneridae. The transcript is spliced from 4 exons. The record is from RefSeq and is a predicted model, not a curated record. Bases 101 to 931 code for a protein of 276 amino acids.